This is a messenger RNA of Paramecium tetraurelia, 1466 nucleotides long. RefSeq lists its product as uncharacterized. NCBI's taxonomy places the organism in Eukaryota, Ciliophora, Oligohymenophorea, Peniculida, Parameciidae. The record is from RefSeq and is a predicted model, not a curated record. Gene Ontology annotation, molecular function: peptidyl-prolyl cis-trans isomerase activity; protein binding. Gene Ontology annotation, biological process: protein folding; protein peptidyl-prolyl isomerization. The transcript is spliced from 5 exons.
GAAAUUUCUAAUAGACAUGGCAGAAUACAUAAGUCUAAAUGAAGACGGAGGAAUCUAAAAGCUAAUUCUUGAGGAAGGCCAAGGAGAUUAACCUUAAUAAGGAAAUACAUGCGAGAUGUUCUAUACUGGAAAAUUGGAGGAUGGAACAGUAUUUGAUUCAAAUGAAGGAGGGGAUCCUUUUAGUUUUACUCUAGGCUAGGGCGAGGUCAUUAAAGGAUGGGAUGUUGGUGUUGCAUCAAUGAAAAAGGGAGAAAAGGCGCAAUUAAAAAUUAAAUCUGAUUAUGGAUAUGGAAAAAAUGGAAGUCCUCCAAAAAUACCAAGUGGGGCUACUCUUAUUUUUGAUGUCAAAUUAGUGGAUUUCAAAGAGAAAUAGAAGUAGAAAUGGGAAUUGAGUGAUGAAGAAAAGACUAAUGAAGCCAAGAAAUUUAAAGAAUUGGGAACAACUGCUUUUAAGGCAAAGAACUAUCCUGAAGCCAUUAAAUAAUAUCUUGAGGCUGCCAGCUAUUUUGAGGCAGAGACAGAAUUUGCUCAUGAACAAAAAUUGGCUUCUCAUUUAAACCUUAGUCUUUGCUAUUAUUAUACAAAAGAUUACAAAGAAUCUGUAGAUCAGGCAACUAAGGUUAUCUAAGAUAAACCAAACAAUGCUUAAUUAGUUAAGGCAUAUUAUAGAAGAGCCAUAGCAUAUAGUUCUUAAGGUGAUUACACAGAAGCAAAGAAUGACUUAAAGGCAGCUUACGCUAUUGAUCCAAAUAAUUAAGCAGUUAUUGAAGAAAUGCAUGAAGUACAAAACAAGAUAAAUUUGUCCAAAAAAAAAGAAAAGGAUAUUUAUGGAAAGUUGUUUUAAUAAUAAUACUAUGAAGACGAGGCUAAACCUACUUCUUCUUUAGAAGAAAGUGAUCCUAGCAAUGUAACUACAUACUUUGAUAUCAAAAUUGGAGAUGAUGAACCAAAAAGAAUGGAAUUCACUUUAUUCAAGAAGUCUUGUCCCAAGACAGUGGAGAAUUUCAGGGCUCUUUGUACAGGUGAGAAGGGUAUUGGCAAAUAAGGAAAACCUUUACAUUAUAAGGGUUGUGAAUUUCAUAGAUUGAUCAAAGAUUUCAUGAUUUAAGGAGGAGAUUUCACUUAAGGAAAUGGUACUGGAGGUGAAAGUAUUUAUGGAGAGAAGUUUGCAGACGAGAACUUUAAUCAUAAACACACUGGAAGAGGAUAUUUGAGUAUGGCUAAUGCUGGUGCAAAUACAAAUGGCAGUCAAUUUUUCCUUCUUUUUAAGGACACUCCUUGGCUUGAUGGCAAACAUGUUGUAUUUGGCAAAGUAACUAAGGGUAUUGAAUUACUUGAUGAAAUUGAGAAAAUUGAAACAGAGUAGGACAAACCAAAAGUUAGUAUUGUUAUAGCUGAUUGUGGAGAAAUCAAAUAAUGAUAAUUUAAUGUAAUUAUUAUUAUAAAUUGUUAUAAACAAAAUGUCA